Messenger RNA from Penicillium maclennaniae, 1629 nucleotides. RefSeq lists its product as uncharacterized. Bases 1 to 1629 code for a protein of 542 amino acids. The transcript has a single exon. Lineage: Eukaryota; Fungi; Ascomycota; Eurotiomycetes; Eurotiales; Aspergillaceae. The record is from RefSeq and is a predicted model, not a curated record.
AUGGCCCUGCCCUGCGACACCAACACCCACAUUCCACCCUUUCUGAAACCGCUCGCUCCUUACGUCAAACCUCGUCAAGAAGCUCUCCGCAUCCGCCAGGCAUUGACGUCGUACCUCCGCUCGCUCAUCGUCUUCGACGAUGCAAAUUUCCCGAAUCACGCCCAGUCCCACCUUGCCCUCUGUGCACCUACCGAUACCAUCAUAAACGUUCAUCCUAUCCCUGCCGAUCUCACAGGGCUUCGCAAGGAAUACCUGAAGGCUCUUCAGGAAAAUGUAGCCGCACGAAAGGGGCUCCGGGCUGUGUCUGAAGAUGUUACCUCUUUAAGACGCCAGCGGACGCCCGCAACCCGUCCUGCUGAAUUCGACGACUUGCAGGACCCCGGCGCGAACUUACGAGAUUAUCUCCUACUUCUGCGCGAUCGACGGCGGCAUGCCAAGUUACAAGUCUUUCAGCAUUAUCUGGAACAGCUGGAAGGGAAGGAAGGCGUCGAGCUGGAAGGCAUUGGGGCUGAAGAGGAUCAGAGCCCACAGCUGUUGCCCGAGGGCUUGGAGGCGGAUGUGCCUGCUCGAAGUGGCCCCAAUACAGAUGUAGAGGCAUUGGUGCACAAGCUUGAAAGAGCAGUGCUGCGCUCCCGGACACAAUUGGACCGAGAGAAGCAGUUAUUCGAGAAAGUCAAAGCCCAGUAUGCUUCGAGGGGCAGUUUGGCAUCGGGCGAGAUCUCCGCUGCUACCAAAGCUCGUGCGUUACAACGCACACGGGACGAACUGGUUCAAUGGGUUGAAGAGCGGCUCGUCAUCGAGGGAGACCCAGACGAGAGUAUAGUGCAAGACCUUCCCCCAGAAGAACUUGAAGAGGCUCAGCGUCUACUGGAGCAUCAAAAGACGCAAAUCGCUGAGCAAUACACUGCCUAUCUUCAGGCUCGACGAGAUCUUCUGGAGGCCGCCUCCAGAGCCUGUCAACCCGUGACAGUGACCGCGAGACCCUCAACUCGAACGGUCAGAACUGAAGUUCCUACUGAUGAAGUACAACCACCCAAUGGAGUGGACGUGGUGUCGUACGCGACGGAUACCCUCGUACCACUUUCCAAGAGCCAGAAGGCCCUAGCUCUGCAGAAAUCCUAUCUGUCUGGACUGCUCGCAAAGGAGAAAUCUACAACUCUUCGAGUCCUACACCGUUUAAGCCAUGAAAGCCACCUCCUUCCCGAAUACCCGAUUCUUGCCCGACAGCCACGAUUCAAGCACGCCGUCGCUGCCCUCAAUUCUCGCAAUGCCCCACAGACCGAUCAAAAUCCACCCGAUGAAGUGGUGAGCCUUGCGGAAUCAUGGGCGUUUGCCUCGAAUGCGGCGGGAGGACACGAGCGAGACUACGUACAGCAAAAGAUCUUAUUAGGCAAUGAGGUGGCACAAGACGCACGAAAAACCCUAGAAGAUGUAUACAGCACCCUGAACCAAGACUUCAAUGAGUUCAUUGGCGCAGCGGAGCCCGAGCUAGCGCCAGAUAUUUGUGCCUCCGAAGCUCGCUCCACGGGAGGAAUUCAAAACGCCAGUGCGGCCCGGCUAGAAAAGCGCCCAAGAGGUCCUUGGUCUGGACUGAACGGGCGGGUUGGGGUGCUAAAUGAGCCAAGAUAA